This is a messenger RNA of Effrenium voratum, 1563 nucleotides long. The record is from the annotation of a GenBank genome assembly. NCBI's taxonomy places the organism in Eukaryota, Dinophyceae, Suessiales, Symbiodiniaceae.
AUGGGCGACGCUUUGCAAGCGCUGCGCGCCAUUCUGGGCGACCCGGUGGACACUGAUCAGCUGAAGCAGCUGUUGGCCAAAGUCAAUGACGACGUCGCCGGCGCUGUGAACUUGUACUACGAUCAAAAGUCGGCGGUUCCCGCGGCCCCGUCCGCGCCAUCCGCGUCCAAGAGAGGCGCGUCCGGCGUUCUGGACUUCGACUCGAAAAGGCCUCGCGGGUCGACGGCGUCGACGUCGACGGCAGCCAAGCCGAAGGCGGGCGGCGAGCCGAGCGGGGCUUCUCCCUUGGCGGAGCGCAUGCGCCCCCGGAGCCUGGACGAGCUGUUGGGCCAGGACGAGGCCUUGGGCCAGGUGGUGGCCCAGGCGGUGCGGGAGGACCGGGUGCCCUCGCUGAUUUUGUGGGGCCCCCCGGGAUGCGGGAAGACCUCCUUCGCCCACUGCGUGGCAUUCAGCACCAAGAGCGCCUUCCGGGCCUUGUCGGCGGCCAAGGCAGGGGUGCAAGAGCUCAGGGAGGAACUGGCGCGGGCUUCCGGCAAGAAGCAGCUGGGGGGCCAGAGGACCAUUCUGUUCGUGGACGAGAUCCACCGGUGGUCCAAGGCGCAGCAAGAUGCUUUGCUGCUGGACUGUGAGAAGGGCACCAUCACGCUCAUCGGGGCCACCACGGAGAACCCCUCCUUCUCGCUGAACAACGCCAUCCUCUCCCGGUGCCGCCUGGUGGUCUUCGGCAAGCUCUCCGCCGAGGCGCUGGAGCGCGUCUUGGACCGCGCCGCGCGCGCCGACGCGGCGCUGAGCGGCCGCGAGGUGAGCGCCGAGGCGCGGCAGCUACUGGCCAGCGCCGCGGACGGCGACGCGCGGGUGGCGCUGAACGCCUUGGAGCUGGCGGCCAACAUGACCUCGGGCGGGAUUGAUGCAGACGCCGUCCGUGCGGCGGUCCAAAAGCGGGCGCUCUACGAUCGAAACGGGGACUUUCAUUACGACCUGAUCAGUGCGUUGCACAAGAGCCUGCGCGGCGGAUGCGCGGACGGGGCGCUGUACUACGCCACGAGGAUGUUGACGGCUGGGGAGGAGCCGCGGUACCUGACCCGGCGCCUCAUCCGCUUCGCCUCAGAGGAUGUGGGGCUGGCCGACCCCUCGGCCCUCCUGCAAGCUGUGGCCGCGGACCAGGCCACCCAUGCCAUCGGCAUGCCGGAGGCGGGAGUGGUCAUCGCCCAGCUGGUGGUGUACCUGGCGCUGGCGCCGAAGAGCUGUGCGGUGUACAAGGCCUACGAAGCUGCCCGGAAGGUUUGCAUCGACGAGCCCCAUGCGGCAGUGCCGCUGCACAUCCGCAAUGCACCCACCAAAAUGAUGAGGAGCCUGGGCUACGGGGAGGGCUACUUCUACAACCCCUCCGGGGGCUACACGAGGGGCUGCCCACAGGGCUAUCUGCCAGAAGAGCUGCAGGGCCGGAAGUUCUUCGAUGCCGAGGACUGCGAGCCCGGAAAUCGCCUCCGCUUCUGCGAGGAAAAAACCAGAAGCGCAUUGGAAGCGGCGCAGGCAGAAAGGCGCCCAGGAGGCUUUUUUUAA